GCAUCUCCCCACUCAUCUCUGCCUAAAACCGUAGCGUUGUGCAUCUCCCUACUCGUCUCUGCAAAAUAUACAGGCAUGUUUGGUCUAUUUACAUUCUGUCGAUGGUGAUAACAUUUGAGAUGAUCCUUUAGCACGUGUCCGUCAGCAUAGUCGACGGUAACUGGAUUGUGGCCGACAAGCUCUACCGAUUAAACAGUAUAUUAAAAAAUUGAAUGUUAUAUCUGCGCCAUAUUUCUCGUCAGCUGAGAACUUCUGUCAGAAUUUCGGUGUUGACAUUGUCGAACACUCGGAUGGUAGUCCUAAUUUUGCUGGCGAUGAAGACAAUGAUAUCAUUGUCGGGGAUGCGAUGACCAAUGUUUUCGAACGUAUUGAAGUGUUCUAGUGUGCUUGUCUCAAAUGACACAUUGAUCAAUUUGACACCAGAGUUCUUAUAUACCAAGGCUAUUAAAAUGGACAGUCUUUUUACACAAAAUGUGUCUGAUGAGCCAGAUGAUAUACCACAAACACAAGAACCAGUAUGGAUUCUUGGCAAGAAGUACAACGCUAUAAAAGAACUUGAUGCCAUUCGCAGGGACAUACAGUCUAAACUGUGGUUUACAUAUCGCAAAGGUUUUGUUCCAAUAGGUGGUUUCGGUUCAACAUUUACCUCGGACAAAGGAUGGGGCUGUAUGUUAAGAUGUGGCCAAAUGGUCCUUGGUCAGGCAUUGGUCUCCUUGCACUUAGGCAGAGACUGGCAAUGGACACCAGACACAAAAGACAGUACGUAUCUGAAAAUUUUAAGCAGGUUCGAGGAUCGAAGAGCAGCACCAUUUUCAAUUCAUCAGAUUGCUCUAAUGGGAGCAUCCGAAGGAAAAGAAGUUGGCCAAUGGUUUGGUCCCAAUACUGUUGCACAAGUUUUAAAAAAAUUAGUUGCCUACGAUGAAUGGAGUUCAAUAACGAUACACGUCGCUCUCGAUAACACGUUAAUCGUCAAUGAUAUUCUGAGACAAUGUAAGGUGGAAGGCGGAAUGACUGUCGAAGUUGAUGGCGAAGAACCUUUAAAGGCACCCAGCCAAUGGAAACCAUUACUACUUCUCAUACCUCUACGACUUGGUUUAAGCGAGAUCAAUCCCGUCUACAUAAAUGGCCUUAAAACGUCUUUUCAAAUAGCCCAAUCACUUGGAGUCAUAGGAGGAAAACCGAAUCUUGCACUGUACUUUAUUGGUUCUGUUGGGGAUGAAGUAAUAUUCUUGGAUCCACACACAACACAACGAUCUGGUAGUGUCGAACAGAAAAUUGAAGAAAAUGAAAUAGAAAUGGAUGCCACGUACCAUUGUCAAACUGCUAGUCGUAUUCCUAUAACUGGCAUGGAUCCAUCUGUUGCUCUAUGUUUUUUUUGUGCUACGGAAAAAGACUUUAGGUCUUUGUGCAGAUCGAUGCAAGAGGAAUUAAUAGAUCCUGAGAAACAGCCACUUUUUGAAUUAUGUACUGAAAGACAAACCUGGUCUCCAGUGGAGGAUAUUUCAACAGAAGCUUUAGGAGCUGCUGCAUCUACUCUUUUGGAGUUUGAACAUCUCGAUCGUCAAUAUGAUACAUCUGACGAAGAUUUUGAGCUGCUUGGUUGACAGUUGGCCCCUGAUAAGUACGAUGCCGACGCUUGAUCAUGAUGCUAACGCAUUACCAGUUGAAGAAAAGUGAAGAAUUUAAUGAAGAUAUCCUCACAAAUAAUAUGUGAUCUUUGCGAUAACAAUUUUACUCAACGUAAGUAGUAAUAGCUAGAUAAUGAAUAAAAAUUAUUAAUACAGAUGAGAAAAUGUCAGCGCGAUAUUUGUCAGUGGUGCUUUGUGAAUUUUUUCAAUGAUUAUAUAUCUACUUGAUUUUGUGACUUUAAUGACAUUAAAGACCAAAGAGUCCAUUCGUUGAAAUCACUUAGUACAGAUAAUUCUUUGGGAUUCUUACAGAAUAUAACUUAUCCAGUCCAAAGGACAUACUUCGUUUUUCUUUUCCGAUCUGAAAAUUCUCGUGAAACGCAUUAACACAGUUGCGUACCCCAUUUAAAGAACUUUGUAAAUAUUUUAUUAUAAAUACAUAUAACCGACACAAUACCGCUUAUCCGUAAAUGCAGGGAGUGUACUACAUUGAAAUGUAACAAAACAUUGUAAGAAACAAAUUUCUAUAUGAAGUUAUACAGAGAUUGGAGAGUACAGUAUUUGUCUUCUGUUCUUAAUAACAUAAGAUAUAUACUUACAUGCUUUUACUCUGUUACGUGGAUAAGCUGAGUUAUUGUUUGAUUUUUCCUAUCCGUAGGAAACUAAUAUUUCAGAUAAUACAAUAAUAAGAAAAGCAAAAUAUACUAUGUAUCUCUGAUACAAAGAAAUUAUUAUGUAUAUCACUAAGAACAAGCGAUAGUAGUAUAUGACAUAUUUUACUUUUUUUUUCAAAUUUAAAGAAUAAUAUUGUUCACCGGUAUUCCUAUUAAUUGUUUUUAGGUUACCUGCAAACUUCCUUUGUACUUUAUUGUUACGCGUACGAUCGAUUCUGCGUUAAAAUGUAUUUUCUAUUGUUAUACAUAUAACAAAAGUGUCACAAGCAUCUCUGUGCGUUGGACUACUUUUAAAAUGACAGAGUAAACUGCCAAUUUUUUUUAUUGUGCAAUUUUAUUUUACAAACUGUUUGCUUUGGCAACUUUGAAUAAUGUGACUGAAUUUAACCGACAGUCUGACGUGCAGCAGCUGUUGAACUUCUGGAUGAAUAUUGCAUAAUAUAAAUUUCUAUACAUGAUAAAUAUUUUGUAAAAUCAAACCCAGGAAAACCAUUAAAAGUAAUGCGCAUAAGAAUUUAGCUGUCACUGUUCCUUCCGAUAAAUCAAAUUAAUAUCA
Messenger RNA from Cephus cinctus (wheat stem sawfly), 2858 nucleotides. RefSeq names its product cysteine protease ATG4B (gene Atg4a). The record is from RefSeq and is a predicted model, not a curated record. Gene Ontology annotation, molecular function: protein-phosphatidylethanolamide deconjugating activity. NCBI's taxonomy places the organism in Eukaryota, Metazoa, Arthropoda, Insecta, Hymenoptera, Cephidae. The transcript has 11 exons. The coding region runs from base 354 to 1604 and encodes 416 amino acids.